Messenger RNA from Manis javanica (Malayan pangolin), 1236 nucleotides. NCBI's taxonomy places the organism in Eukaryota, Metazoa, Chordata, Mammalia, Pholidota, Manidae. The record is from RefSeq and is a predicted model, not a curated record.
AUGAAUGAUCAAAAAGUAACUUCAAACAUGUCUUUUUCAACCACAGAAGAAAGUGAGUCCUGCUUUGCCCAACCCAAACCAUGCACACUGGGAAAAGAACCUACUUUUCAUGGCAAGAUACGAAAGGAAAGCCUUCCUCCAUUAGAGAGACUCAAGAGUUCAGAGGUGUCAACAGCUAAUGGUGUUAAAUCCCUCCAUGAACAGCUCCUGGAAAAGGAUGCUGCAGAGUCACCAGAAUCCACAGAGAAGACACAGCCUCUAGAGGGGCCCAAGGAGUCUGGGCUGCCUCAGCCAGGUGGCAAAGAUGAUGCUCCAGGAGCAGGAGAAAAGCAGAAAGACGUGGAAGCAGUGACAGAGACUCAGCCUUUAAAAGGCAAUGCUGAGACUGAACCUUUAGGAAUAAAUGCCAAGUGUCAGCCUUUGAGGACAGCAGGACAGAGGGACUCUCCUGGAGCAGUGGAAGGUCCUGAGACUGCACAAACUGUCAGGGAGAUGAAACCUCUGGGAACGGCUGAGGAAAUUGCCCCUCUGGAAGCAGCUGGAGAGCUACAACCUCAAGAAGCAGUGGGAAGGAGUGAGCAGCCUCAACUGACAGAAACAGUUCCCAAGGAAGAUGAGUCUCCAGAAAUAUUGGAAGGAAGUCAGUUUGUGGAAACAGCUGAAGAGCAGCAACUUCAAGAAACACUGGGGGAAGAUGAGCAGUCUCAACUUCUGCAAACAGUUCCCAAAGAGAAUGAAACACCCGAAGUAUGGGACAGAUGUCAGCUUGUGGAAAUAGCUGCAAAAAAUGAUUCAAUCUAUAAAACCCCUGAAGGCCCAGGAAACAUGGAGCAGAUUGAACCUGAAGGAGUCAUUGGAACCAUGCAGCAUCCAGCAGGAAUUCUAGAAACAGGGGCAAACAUGGGAAUGGUCAGGAGUAUUCAUACCAAUGAAGAGGACCAACACAUUGAAGGUGAGACAGGAGAAAAGGUUGAAACAGAGAUGGAGAAUGAGAAAGUUAGUGAAGGCGCUGAAACAAAAGAAGAAGAAACAGGAGAAGUUGUGGAUCUUUCAGCGGCCGCAUAGAAGGUGUGGUGAUAGAUGGGUGAAUAGAUGCAGCGUGAUUUAAGAGAGAAGACAGAAAUGUAGUGAGACUUGUGAUUACAGAUCUUAUCUUUCAACAUCUACGUGUUUAUACAAGGAGUGUGGUUAUCAUGUUCUUUAUUACAUUGUUCUGUAGAACUGCUAAGCUGUAAA